AUGAAAUAUACUCAAAAUAUUGUAAAUACUGCUGACUCUUGGCUAACAAGUAAUUUGUUCAAUAACGAUUAUGUAUAUUACACUGGUAGAUUAGAGUAUACCUAAAUAGGUACUAGAGAAUUAGACGCUGGUUGGAGUCUUUUUAGUGUUGAGAUUGAUAUGGAUGAAGGUUAUGUAAAAUCUGGUAGAACUGUAAUGACUAUCUUAGAUGCAUUUUCAAUAGUUGGAGGUCUAAUGGGUAUAACUUUCACUUUCUUUUAAUAUUUCAUGGAAACUAUCCAAGAAAAAUUAUUCAUGUCUUCGAUAAUCAGCAAAAUAUUUUAUUAGACAAAGCCAGAGGAAUAAUAAGAUUCAAUAAGCUAACUUAAUACUGUGGGAUCUAGCACUAAUUCUCCCAAGGGAAGUGUUAGAAUCAAAUUUAUGCCAUAAAUAUCAGACAUAUCAAGCAAACCAACAAAUCCAAAUGCAUUUAUUUCUGAAAAACUUUUGCAUUUUAUCAAGACCUUAAAAUCUUUCAAAUAUGAAUACUAUGAGCUAUUCUCUUACACGAUAAAAAAGUUUCUUUGUAGAGUACUAUGUUCAAAAAAUAAAAUGCCUAGAUAGCAAUACAUCUAAAAUAAGUUAUACUAGAAAGCUCGAAAUACAAUUGAAAAUGAAUUCGACAUAGUUAGAGUUAUAAAAACUGUGAGAAAGGUAGACUUAAUAUUUAAGACUAUGUUCUCUAAGUAUUAAUCCUUCUUUAUUCCAAUUCUUAGAAAUAAUGUACUUUCGUAGAAUGAUAUUGAGUUGCGAGAUGCAGACUUUAAUGUCAAAGAAAUCCAAGAAAUAAAAAAGAUAGACGAUGAUAAGCUUAAGAUAUUUAUAUCGACACUUAUUAUGCAAAGUGAGAAAUCUAAAAUAGAUAAAAGAAUACUAAAGCAUUUGAGUGAUGAAUACCGCUAAAACUUGAGAUUAAAAAAAGUUGAUUUAAAAAAUAACAAGGUAGGAAUUUAGAUGAAGAAAAAUUUCCUUGGUAAUUUAGCAAAGAAACUGGAAAAUAAUGUUGAUUUGUAAAAGUAUAACCACGAUGAUGAGUGGAGCUUUUGA
This is a messenger RNA of Stylonychia lemnae, 1086 nucleotides long. The record is from the annotation of a GenBank genome assembly. Lineage: Eukaryota; Ciliophora; Spirotrichea; Sporadotrichida; Oxytrichidae.